AAUUAAUAAAAAUUUACUUUAUUUUUAUAUACAAGAAUAAAAAUAAUUGUACAUAUGUAUACAGUAUUUGAUAAAAAAAAAUUUUAAUAAAAGUUCGUAAAAAUAAGACAUGAUAGAAAACGUAAUAGUCGCUAAUAAUUCAGAAAUACCAAAUUUCUGUAUGGAUGCUGACAUUAAUCAGAGGAUGCUGAACAAAUAUACACAGGAAGCGUCGAACUUUAUUUUAAAAACACAAAAUAAAUCUUUAAAUAUAGUAUCAUUUCAAUAAAUGUAGUAUUAUUUCAUAUAUAAUCACAUCUUCGAAUAUAGAAUGUUGAUUUUAAAAAUGUUCAUUUUAAAAAGAUCUUUAUAAUUCAAAUAAAAGUUUAAAUAUAUAAUUUUAUUGAUGAUUAAUAGAAAUAAAUCUUAGAUCGAUGUUCGCAAUGUAGAAAAAAAAAAAAGAAAAAAGAAAAAAAUAAAACACAAUAUACGAUGGAGAACACAACCUAAAUGAACGAUUAUAUUAAUUUUGAUCAUAGUUAAAAUUUGUCAAAAUUUAUUGUGAAUUUAUUUCUAUAAAAUUAACAAGUAUGUUUGGACGACAAAUUUUCUUAAAGCCUGUAGACAAUCAACAUGAUGAAAGACGUAAUGAUUAUAUUCGACAAUUAUCCCCAAGUCAAGGACAUGGAAUACCAUUUACUGAACUAAUAAGCGUACCAUAUUUAAGAAAUGAUGGACUAAUGCUCGAUUUAAAUUUCAUUUUUAUCGACGAUGAUCAUGUUCAAUCAAAUAAUUUAAAUAAUUUAUAUUUGCAAACUAAUCGUGGAAAUAUAUCUAAUCGAUAUUUAUUGGAAUAUAUAAGACAAAUGAAAGAAAGAUAUCUAUUUAUGGAAAGAGAAUUAACAAGAGCAAGAAUGUUAAUCCCAAUAAUAUCGCGUAAUACCAAUGCCGUACAUCAAUCGGCACAAACAGACAUAAAUUGGAACGAAUGUUCUCUCACGAAAUACGGACAUUUUCUUGGAACUUCCUCAAAAAAUCAAUACAAAAAAAAUCCAGAGCAAAUUAAUGUUUCAUCAAGAAGAAAACAUUAUACCAUGAAAAGAAAUAAAGAAAAUUCAAUCAGAAAGACUUUGACUGAGUCAGAUUGGAUGAAACAUAGGAUUUCCUCACAAAAUUUACAGAAUGAUAUUUAUCCUAUAAAAGAGCCUGAUAGCAAUACAUUUCAACCAAGAUCAUUAACCAGCAAUUCAACCACUGUUUGUUCAAUGCAUAAUAUAGCUGUGAUUCUUCCACAAGAUUCAAUUCAAUUAAAUGAUAUAUCAAAACACAAACAAGCUGAAUCUAAAAUAAACGUUGAUAUCCAUAAAACUGCAGAUAAAUUAGAUUCUGAUGAAUCUAAAAUUAUUUUCGGAAAUUCGAAAAAAUAUUUCAAUCCAUUUGAAACUCGGAAGACGUCGAUGGAAAUAUGCCAAAGCUUUGACAAGAAACACGAACCGGAAACGUCGAACUAUACUGACUUCGAUGUUAAACACGAAGAUUGUACACAGACUAAACCCGCUGUAAAUACACCAGAAUUUCGACCAAUAAUGGGCUCAAAAUUUAAUAAUGAUAUUUCCGAUCAAUCCACAUCUCAUUGUCAACAACAGAAUAUCAAUUCUGAAGAAAAGUGUAAUCGUAAUUAUUGGAACAACUACACGAAAAAGUUACCUUAUGGAAGAACACGUGCAAAUGAUUCAUCGAGACAAUAUACGCGAAUUGUUCAAAAACAAAAGAAAGAAAUGCAUAAGAGAAUUCCAACUCCACGUAGCAAUGUUCAUACCGCUUAUACUCCUAUGACACAACCUUCGACCUGGAAUUCCAUGUUAGAUCCGAAUGGUUUUACCAUUCAAUUAUUAAGACUCGCAGUGUUACUUUACGCUCCAGCAUUGAUGCCGGCGUUAAAUUCAUUGAUCGCACGACAAAGCAUUCAAACAACAAUUCCCCAUUUUGAAGGUUCAAAUGAUUUGUUGACGCAAAUUUUCACAAUUUUGAACAAUCAACAAUGCGUCCCAAAUUUAUCAUACGCACCAAAUCCUAGAAUGGACGAAAAUUCUCGACAAUUUCGAGAAUCAAGUACUCAUAAUUCAUCGGCGCAAUCAAAUUCCGAGAACCUUACGAAACAAUUUCAAAAUGAUACUCAUAGAAUAAAAACUUUCGAUAAUAACCAAUUCGAAAAAAAUUCAAUCGCUGUUAACACCUCUUUAGAGAUAUGUAGUUGUAACAAUGUAAAACAAUCGUCUUCGCAGUCGUAUAAUAAAAAUAUUUUACACGAUCAAGAAGAUGAAAAAUUGGUUUAUACAUGGACCAGCAAAAAAUCAUCAAAAUCAUCGGAAACAGUAGUGUUAGAGAAACCAGUAUUGAAAAAUGAACAAAAUAAGGAGAAAGUAUCGGAAAAGCAACAAGAAAAUUCUGAAUUUUUCGAAAAUUGGUUAAUUCAAAAAGAUCCUAAUGUUUGGGACGAUCCAAAAACCAAAUCUUCGAAUAUUUGGCAACAAUACGUUAAUCAAUAAUAUUUAAUUCUAUGAUAAUUCUGGAUAAACACUUCGAUCUAAUAAAUUACCAUUGGAAAAUAUAAUCACCGCUAAUACGUAGUACGGCUUAAGGACGCUUGCGCGUGGUUCAAACACGUGGCAAAGGAAGGAACUUUUCUACGAACGUUUGUUCAGAAUUGCAGUCUUACGAGCUUUCGCUGCCGAAGCGCAUCCUAUAACAAUAUAUUCUCUUUCAUAUUCUAUUUUGUAAAAUAAAAUUUUAUUAUUUUUGUUUGUGUAUAAUAAAACAAAAAUUUAUUGGAUAUUAAUUAAAAAAUAAAAAUUAAUUGCAAAAUCUA
Messenger RNA from Apis cerana (Asiatic honeybee), 2848 nucleotides. RefSeq lists its product as uncharacterized. NCBI's taxonomy places the organism in Eukaryota, Metazoa, Arthropoda, Insecta, Hymenoptera, Apidae. The record is from RefSeq and is a predicted model, not a curated record.